Molecule: messenger RNA, 180 nt
Organism: Symbiodinium pilosum
Lineage: Eukaryota; Dinophyceae; Suessiales; Symbiodiniaceae
Source: the annotation of a GenBank genome assembly
GUUAUGGCCAUGCUGGGCAACGCAGCCAAGCCUCUCCGCCACACGGCAGGCAGCAUCCUUGCUUGCCUGUUCAAGCGCAAGCUGGAUCCAGCAGCUCUGGGAGCUGUGUUCCAGAAUCUUUACGUCAACAAUGCUGACGUUGUUGAAGGAAGCCUCUGGGCUUUGGGCCUUAUCUCCGAG